AUGGAAUCAGAUAUAGCAGUAGAAAUUAUUGCAAAAAAUGAAGAUUUCGAAGAGAAUAACGUCAAAUUGGGCACACUUAUUGGUGACGAUGAUAGCUCCACAAUUGCUGCAGUCCGUCGUGAAUGCAGCCAUCCGGUAACCAAGUGGUCCGAUUUAAAUCACGCUACAAAGAAGUUGAGCAAAGCUUUGUGGUUGCAAAAACUUCCAAGAGACGUGAUAGAAUACCUAAAAUACUGUUUCGGAUGUGCUUUGAAAAAAAACAUAGGCGAUGUAGAGGCUACAGAAAAAGCCUUAAAAAACAUUAUACCCCAUGCAUUUGAUGAGCACGAAAACUGUGGCGCGUGGUGCAAGUAUAAAGAGGAUCCCGAGAAUUACAAGCAUAAUGGGCUACCGGGAGGCAAAGGACUCACUGAAUCUACCACAAGAGCAGCACUUACAUCCAUUUUUGAUGCAUUUUGGAAAAAUGCAGAUAAACUCGCCCCAUGUGGGUCUAGUCAACCGAACGAAGCUUUCAAUUCGAGUGUGGCAGCUAAAAACCCAAAAUCUCACCACUACGCUGGUUCUGAAUCGUUCGACUUUCGUGUUGCUGCUACAGUCUGCGAGAAAAAUAUCGGCACAAAAUAUGUCAUCGAUUUGAACCAAAAACUCGGGCUGUCUACAGGUAAAAUAACCCUGGUAACCAGUUUGCUAGUUCAGAUGCGUCCCGAAGAAGUGCGCAAGAAAUCAGUCCAGAAUUGCGACAAAAGUGCAUAA
Molecule: messenger RNA, 753 nt
Organism: Temnothorax curvispinosus
Lineage: Eukaryota; Metazoa; Arthropoda; Insecta; Hymenoptera; Formicidae
Exons: 1
Coding region: 1-753 (250 amino acids)
Source: RefSeq, a predicted model, not a curated record